Messenger RNA from Penicillium alfredii, 873 nucleotides. RefSeq names its product complex I 30 kDa subunit family protein. Gene Ontology annotation, molecular function: NADH dehydrogenase (ubiquinone) activity. The record is from RefSeq and is a predicted model, not a curated record. Lineage: Eukaryota; Fungi; Ascomycota; Eurotiomycetes; Eurotiales; Aspergillaceae. The transcript has 3 exons. The coding region runs from base 1 to 873 and encodes 290 amino acids.
AUGGCGUCCACACGUUCUUUGAUGCGCCUGGGCACUGGACGCUCUGUGGCCUCUGCCACGCGCUCCAUGGCCCCUCGCACCUUUUCUUCGACUGCUCUGCAGUCGGCUCCCAAGGCGUCAACACAUCCGGGCUCACCGGAGCCCGAAAACAUGCGCCAGGCGCAGCGGCCGCCCCAGGGACCCCUGCGUGCCCCGGUCGUCAACCCUACCGACAAGUACCAGGCCAAGGCCGACAGUCUGCACACCUAUGGCCAAUACAUCAUGUCCUGUCUACCCAAGUACAUCCAGCAGUUUACUGUGUGGAAGGACGAGCUUACCGUGUACACGGCCCCGGCCGGCGUGGUGCCGGUGAUGAGCUUCCUCAAGAACCACACCGCCGCCGAGUUCACGCAAAUCUCCGACAUCACCGGUGUCGACUUUCCCACCCGUGACCAGCGUUUCGAGGUUGUGUACAACAUGCUGAGUGUUCGAUACAACUCUCGCAUCCGUGUCAAGACCUAUGCCGACGAAGCCACCCCCGUGCCUAGCGUGACGGGUUUGUUCGAGGGUGCCCUGUGGUACGAGCGUGAGGUCUACGACAUGUUUGGUGUUUUCUUCUCUGGCCACCCGGAUCUCCGUCGCAUUAUGACCGACUACGGUUUCGAUGGCCACCCACUUCGCAAGGACUUCCCCCUGACCGGUUACACCGAGCUGCGGUACGAUGAGGAGAAGAAGCGCAUCGUCAUCGAACCGCUUGAGCUUACCCAGGCUUUCCGUAACUUCGAGAGCGGUUCAACAGCAUGGGAGCCUGUUGGUGCGGGCCAGAACCGUACGCCCGAGUCGUUCAAGUUCCCCACUCCCAAGCCCGAGGAGAAGGAGGAAGAAAAGAAAUAG